UAAGUACCAACUUACCACUGAGAUAACUUAUUGCCUAUUGGAUCUUGUUUACAUUAGUUCCUGUUCCUGUAGAAGAUUUUGGGCAAAAACAACAUCUUUGGCCACUACCUGCAUCUCCACGUCGCCGUCUCCAUCAGAUCAUUAUUCCUUUCUCCUUCCUCCUGGGCCUUGUCACCGAAUUGCAGCAAAGGCGGAUUCUUGUGAAUCGCCUCGGCGUUGUUUGCCCCGCGAUUCUCCAUCCAUCCAUCGCCGGAAUCGUGGGGGUGGGUUCUGAGGAUUCGAGGCGGCAGUCGCCUCUGGUUCUUCCCCUUAGAGGUCCCUUGUUUUCUUGCGAGGACUGGGCCUGAUUUAGAGGGGCGCUGUCGGUCUCGGCUCGUAUUCUUCUAGCUCGGGACCCGACGGUCCUGGGCAGUUCCCAAGGAAAAUUUUGUGGAACCCUGGGUUAAGAUAAGAUCGUCGGCAUGCGUCAAUCGGGAGUUUGAUCCUGCCUGGCGAUCGUUCUUGAAUGCGGUUUGGGUGGCCUCAUAGAUUGAGAGAUUUAGGGCGAAGUCUUCGAUUGGAGGCCUUCCCGUGCACUCAAGGUAGGGUGCUGUGCCGUGAAGGCCUCACCUUGAGCAUCCAUGGGGUUCCUCAGCCUCGUGGGCAACUCCUUUGGGUGCUCGGCUUCCGGCGAGAGGCUCGUCUCGGCGGCCCGGGACGGCGACCUGCAGGAGGCGCGUGCGCUGCUCGAGUACAACCCCCGGCUUGCCCGGUACUCUACUUUCGGCGGCCGGAACUCGCCGCUUCACUACGCCGCCGCACAGGGUCACCACGAGAUUGUUUCUCUGUUGCUCGAAUCCGGUGUCGAGAUCAACCUUAGGAACUACAGGGGCCAGACUGCUCUAAUGCAAGCCUGUCAGUAUGGCCACUGGGAGGUUGUUCAAACACUGAUGCUUUUCAAUGCAAAUGUUCACAGGACAGAUUAUUUGAAUGGUGGGGGUGCUCUCCAUUUUGCUGCACUGCACGGUCAUGCUCGGUGCCUUCGCCUUGUGCUUGUUGAUUAUGUGCCAAGCACACCAAACUUCUGGAACUUGAUGAAUGACAGUCUAUCUGAAGAAGGCUCAUCUGCUGAUUUUGAUGAAGAUGGUUUGCUCAAGAUGGUAAAUCAGAAGGCAGAUGGAGGACUGACUUCACUUCAUAUGGCAGCGUUAAAUGGGCAUGUAGAGUGUGUACAAUUGUUACUGGACUUGGGAGCAUGCGUUUCUGAGGUCACUAUUGAAGAUGGAACAACUAUUGACUUAAUAGGAGCUGGUAGCACCCCGCUUCAUUACGCUGCAUGUGGUGGAAAUGCUGUCUGUUGUCAACUUCUUAUUGCUCGAGGAGCUAGCCUUUCUGCACAGAACGCUAGUGGCUGGACCCCAUUGAUGGUAGCUCGCUCGUGGCACAGAAACUCUCUCGAGGAAAUUCUUAGUAAAGAACCAGAGAGUCGAAUACGCACUGUUCCUUCUCCAUACUUGUGCCUCCCACUUAUGAGUAUCAUGAGCAUUGCCAGGGAGUUUGGCUGGAGAUACCUAAACCAGUCACCUGCAUGUAUUGACCCAUGUGCUGUCUGCUUAGAAGGAAGCUGCUCUGUUGCUGCAGAAGGAUGCAAACAUGAAUUCUGCACAAGAUGUGCUCUAUACCUUUGCUCAACCAGUUAUACGUCAGUAAGUCCAGCAGGUGCCAUACCGUGCCCCCUCUGUCGACACCCAAUCAUCGCUUUCACUGCACUUCCUGGGACAAGCCCAAUAAGAGAGCUCCCAAGAAAUAGUCUUUCGUUGUCAUUUUGCACUACAUGCCCAGCUGUGAACUCCGAUUCUAGUCCCUCAAUUUCCAGCCAUCUGUAUCGGACAGAAUUUCAGUGCGCACGCAUGCCACCUAUGGGUUCAUCGUCCUUCCGCUCCCUGAGCUGCCAGAGGUUGCCGGCGAUGAAGCUUAAUCCAGCAUUUUGUAUGGGUGCUAUGGAUACAAAUCCCUGCCUUAUAAGAUGCUCAAGGUUCGGAUCCAGCUUGCGUCGGUCGGCUUCCCAAGGAGAAAGUAGCAGGAGAGCAUGGCCUCUAACUUUUGAUGGCAUUGCUGCCACUGGUAGCUGAUACCUGAAUGAUGUCCUCAGUUUUGUGCCCAUUUUGAGGUCUGCUCUGUAUAUUCAUUGGUUACAUUGGUCUGAUUUUUGCCGCUGUGAGAUGAACUUGCUGGUCUCAGUUCCUUGUUGAUAUCAGUAGCAGCGUGUAACUACUCCUUUCUCUAUCUGUAAAUAACCUUGUAUUGCUGUGCGUUUGUCCGGAAAUGAAGAGAUGAAAUGCAGAGAAGUUGA
Messenger RNA from Oryza brachyantha (malo sina), 2332 nucleotides. RefSeq names its product probable E3 ubiquitin-protein ligase XBOS32. NCBI's taxonomy places the organism in Eukaryota, Viridiplantae, Streptophyta, Magnoliopsida, Poales, Poaceae. Bases 621 to 2111 code for a protein of 496 amino acids. Gene Ontology annotation, molecular function: protein binding. The record is from RefSeq and is a predicted model, not a curated record. The transcript is spliced from 11 exons.